Molecule: messenger RNA, 3889 nt
Organism: Coregonus sp. 'balchen'
Lineage: Eukaryota; Metazoa; Chordata; Actinopteri; Salmoniformes; Salmonidae
Source: the annotation of a GenBank genome assembly
GCCUGCCCUGCGUCCAGUAUGGAUGUCCUGGUCCAUAACCAGAUCAACGUCCUGAACGGCACCAUGGUGAGGAUCCAGUGCAUCUUCACCUCCUGCUACAAGAUGGAUGUCAACAAGUUUGCCAUGAACUGGACCUACCAGGAGAACACCAACGAGACUGAGGAGAUGGUGAGAAACCAGACUGUGUGUUUGCCCUUGUCUUGUGUCAAUGUCAGGCCGAUGCAUGGUGUCCAUUUUAGGACACCCUCAGUCUCAGAUUGACUCAAGGAAGGUGAGGACUGACUCAAGGAGGGGUAAAAUGUAAGGCUAAAAUGGACACCAUACCCCUGGCUCUUUCUUCACUCUGUCAUGAUAUACAGUCCAAUUCAUCUUAUUGUUUCUUUUGCGUACUCCAUCCUCCUUACGUUUCCUGUGUCAACUCCCUCUCUAUCUACUUUUUUAAAAGCCAUGCUUUCUCCAACUAUUUCAAUGUGUUUCAUUUUAUUUUAUUUAUUUAGCCAGGAUAGUCUACAGGUGUAGGAUCUUAAUUUGACCAGUAUUGUCGUAGCAAAAUAAUCCUGCCGCAACAGGAUUUGAACGUUUAGUCCAUUAUGUUGAUUUCAUCAGUGGUUAGGCUAUGAGCUGGACAAAAGUAGGCUACAUUACAUGAAAAGUGCAGUACUGUUAAUAUAACCGUGUGUUACUGUGGGUUUUCAGUGAAUGUAUGUAAAUCACGAAGCGCAUCUGCCUUUCCAGCUGUGCAGGAAAAUUCUCAGUAAUAAAAGAGUGAUCAAAUUAAGAUCCUACAUCUGUACUCAGUAACAAUUGCCACUGUUUUCCAGAGAGUCCUGGGUUCAAUAAAAACUACAUGUUUCCUGUCUAUCUUUCUGCUAAUCCCCCUCUUCCUCCCCCUCUCUCCUCCAGUUCAUGACCUAUAAGAAGGGGAUGAUGCCCCUGCGGACAGACCGGUUCAGUGACCGGGUGCAGUUUGUGGGUAACCUGGAAAAGAACGACUUGUCCAUCACCCUCUCUGAUGUCCAGCUGUCGGACGAGGGCGUCUAUAACUGCUAUGUCCGCAACCCCCCUGACCGGAUCCAGGGCCACGGAAUCAUCAACAUGUUUGUCGUCACAGAACGUAAGAGCAGGGGGCAAGAAGAGCAAGUUACUUCGCCUGAAAAAUACAUGAUCUAACUGAUUAAUAGUUGGUAUUCAGCAGUCAUGAAAGUAUGCCUUAUUUAUUUGAAGAACUACUAAAAUUGUGAUUUUGGCAGACCUCAUAGGCAGCAGCUCUAUAGAGAUGAGACCAUGACUUGGAAUGAAAUAAUAAAGUCAUCAAAUAAAACAAAUAUUUUAUUAAAGUAAAGUAAUGUGAAUAAAUUAUGGUUAAUAAGUGAUAAGCAGUAAUGGGCAGUCACUACCAUCAUGGGACUUGUAUUAAUUAUUUUAUUCAGUGUUGUUACAGCAUUCAACCCACAUAAAGCAUAGUGUGUUUAAUGUAAAAAUAAAUAUCGAAACCUAAAUUGAAAAACGUGAUUUAAAAAAUAAUAGAACUUAAACCGAACCGACCUCAAAAAGCACUAAUCGCUCAGCUCUAAUCUGUGGUCAACUGGUCCAUCCAUCCAUCCAUACCAGCCCAUCCCCUGCAUGCAAUUAAUUAAUGUGCCCUGGCCUUGCCAUUCAUCCAUUUAUCAAUCCAUUCACUCAUCAAUCCAUCCCUUCAUCCUUCAGUUCCUCAUCUGGUUGUGUGUCUGUUCUCCCUUGGUCUCAAUCUCAACCUUCCUUCAGCCCAGGACGUGAUGACUCAACACUACACAGCUUUUUACUUAUUGAUGGGCGUGCCAACCCAGCUCACCUCAGAAUCAUUGCCUCUCACAAAUGCUGGUCUCACACAUACACACUUUUACACACACACACACACACACACACACACACACACACACACACACACACACACACACACAUACAUACAUACAUACAUACAUACAUUCAAACAUAAAAGGCUAUUUCAGCAAUGCUAUCCUGGUUUUUCAUAUCCUCCCACUGUGGUUUACAUUUUCAUUUACAUUUACGUAAUUUAGCAGACGCUUUUAUCCAGAGCGACUUACAAAUUAAUCAGCACUUUGUCAACUAUACACUAUCUACAGAACUUAUAUUGAUCCUUCUGGUUUUUCUCUCACCUCCUUCUCCUUUACUCCUCUUCCCUCCUACUCUCCCCCUCCACAGUGCCUCCCCCGCGGGACUCGACCAUAGCGGUGGCGAUCGGGGCGUCAGUCGGCGGUGCGCUGGCUGUACUCAUCCUGUCCAUGGUGGUGGUGAAGUGUAUACGGCGCCACAAGAAACAGGAGCUCAUCUCUGACGAGCAGAAGAUGGAAGAAGAGGGCAAGCUGGAUGCAGAGGGGGGCACCGAGGAGGGAACCAAGUGAGAACCCCCCUUUGUUUUGACUUUCUCUUUAAGUCAUGUCUUCUUCUUUAGCCAUCCUCCUCUAAACAUAUAUCUCUUCCUCGAUACCUCUACAGACGUAGGAUCUUAAUUUGAGCCAAUUUGCUACAGCAGGAAAAUAAUCCUGCAGCAACAGGAAAUGUGAAUUAUUAUGUGUAUUAUAAUUAAUGGAAAUGUUUCUGGGGUUUUAUAUAUUUGUAAGGGAAAAUCAAGUCUGACAUUUCUAAGUGGAAAUUACAAACUUCAGAAACCUUUUUAAACCUCAAAUAGAGUACUAGUGUACCAAGAUCCUACAUCUGUAUAUUGCUUUACUCUAUGACUCCUUCUCAAGGUUGUGAAAUGAUAAUAAUGUGUCCCCUGAUUAAUUAACACUAUCCUCCUCUUUCUUUUCUCUUUGCUGUUUGUCCUCUCUCUCUCUCUCUCUCUCUCUCUCUCUCUCUCUCUCUCUCUCUCUCUCUCUCUCUCUCUCUCUCUCUCUCUCUCUCUCUCUCUCUCUCUCUCUCUCUCUCUCUCUCUCUCUCUCUCUCUCGUCUUCUGUCAUCUACUUGAAGCAAUGCUCUUGAGGCAAAACCGGAGAGUCUUAAAAUCUACUUCAAUUAUCUUUCUCUUUCAGCUGUACAUACUGUAGUAUGUGCACUGAUGGGGUGGUCCGUCAUUUAUACCUAACAAGUCACAACAUUUUGGAAUAACCCCAAAACGUCACAAAAUAUACAUGUUAUGGAAACACAUGCCAGAAAGAUGUCCGGUGUAAAGUAUAAGUGGAUUCAUACAUUUCUCUUAAAACCACCCUGAACAAAGCUGACAAAUAUCUCCUCUUCCCCUUCUUUUAUUCUUCUUGUUUUAUUUGCGUGUUGAAUGUGUGUUCCUGCGGGUAUGUGUGUUUGCGUUUUUAUGUGUGUUCUUGUGUGUGUGUGUGUGUGUGUAUGUGUAUGUGUGUAUAUUGCCAUGAGCCAGGCAGCUAUAACCGGCCUGCAUGGUCCUGGAGGCCCAAGGUUCGCGGGAGCCCCACCCCCUCCCUCACGCUGGUAACAAUCUGUGAUUGGUGUUUUGUGCUGGUCAUGUGACCCCAGUUAGCCAAGAAGAAGUGGCCACUUAUGGCCUUCUUCCCCAAACCUUGCUCUUCAUCCCUCUCUCUCGUUACCAUGGUGAUGGAAACUUCCAAUUCUGUUUGAUAUUUAACUAUGAGGCUCUGUCCUGACAAUCUCAAAAUAAUAGUCUGUCCUUGGCUCAUUUCCUGUAUGACCACUGAUGUGAAAGGACGAUAGAUUAAAACAAUGUGCUGUCGUCUCAUGUAUCAGUGGUCAUGAAGGACAGGAGACAUGGAAAGGACUGUUGAGAAACAGGCUCACUCUCAACCUCUGUCCUGAUCUCAUCCAGUAGAAUGGUCAAUCUUAUCCAACCUUUCCCCCUCUGGUCUGCUCUCUCUUCUACCUUCAACCUCUACCUGAUUGUCUCUCUUCCAGGACUUAA